UGUAGUCCUGCGCAGAGCGCUGCUCACCUGCCGGGACUGUGCGCCUGUGAGCAGCUGAUUGAACGGGAUUAUCAGACUAAUUGCCUCCUGUAAUUGUUGCCCUUCAUUGACUGUGUUUCGUCCGUUCGUCUCAUAAAACUGCAAAAAUAUUUCCUUGGCGUUUAUCUGUGCUGGUGUUUUCAAAGUGACCGGCUGUUCUGUGGCGUGAUUUGUGCCGGUGGAGGCAGACAAUAUGUGAUUUUGGAAUAGACCCUGCGUUCUUUUUUUCUUGGAGAAGUGGACUAUUUCACGUGUGGGAUUCUUUGUUUUCCUUUCACAUUGCUUUACUCUGCACGCUGAAACAGAUUGUGUUCCACCGUGAUGGUGCGGGGCUGUUAACUGAACUGACAGCAGAGUGAGCGCUAUCAUCGGGAAACUGCGUGCGGGGCCGUGGAAAAAUGAAAGCUCCCAUUCCUCUCCUGAUUCUGCUUCAUGCCGUUGUGGUCCAUUGCCUGAAAGUGGUUUCUAAAAGAGGCUCAGUUGAAGGCUGCACCGAUUGGUCGGUGGACUACUUGAAAUACAAGGCACUUCUGGGGGAACCGGUACGGAUUAAGUGUGCUUUGUUCUAUGGAUAUAUCCGGGCUAACUACACCCAUGCGCAGAGCGCAGGACUCAGCCUCAUGUGGUACAAAAGUGUGGGACACGGGGACUUUGAAGAACCCAUCAGUUUUGAUGGCACAAGGAUGAGCAAGGAGGAGGACGCCAUAUGGUUUCGACCAGCGGAGCUGGAGGAUGUAGGCUACUAUUCCUGUGUAUUAAGGAAUUCAACGUACUGCAUGAAGGUGUCCAUGUCUCUCACGGUGGCGGAGAACGACACAGACCUUUGCUACAACUCCAAAAUGAGGUUCUUUGAGAAAGCCGAACUGAGCAAAAGCAAAGACAUUACCUGCACAGGUAUCGAGGAUUAUAUACAGCCGGGGGUGGAGCCUGAGAUUGUGUGGUACAAGGAAUGCAAGCCAAAGCAAUGGAGACAAACCAUAGAAAGACGGAGGGACACUCUGUCCAUCCAGGAUGUACGGGAAGACGACAUUGGGAAUUACACGUGCGAAUUGCAGGUCGGGAAUUUUGUCGUGCGGAGAACGACGAAGCUGACAGUCACAGCGCCACUAACAGACAAGCCGCCAAAAAUCCUCUUCCCCUCAGACAGCCAGAUGAGCAUCAUCGAGUUGGCUAUAGGAAGUCCUGUCAAUCUGACUUGCCGAGCGUUCUUUGGCUACAGUGGAGAUGUCAGUCCGCUUAUCUACUGGAUGAAAGGAGAGAAGUUCAUCGAAGAUCUGGACGAGGAGAGGGUUCAGGAGAGCGACCUCAAGACAGUCCGGGAGCACCUGGGGGAGCAGGAGGUGGCCAUCUCUCUGACCAUCGACUCCUUGGAGGAGAGCGAUCUUGGCAACUAUUCUUGCUAUGUGGAGAACGGCAACGGACGGAGACAAGCGAACAUCCAGCUCACAAAGAAAGCGGAGCUGAUGUACACGGUGGAGCUGGCCGGAGGACUGGGAGCCAUCUUCAUGCUGCUGAUCUGUCUGGUGACGCUGUACAAGUGCUACAGAAUCGAGCUCAUGCUCUUCUAUAGGAACCACUUUGGCAGUGAGGACAUAGACGGUGAUAACAAGGACUACGACGCUUACCUGUCCUACACCAAAGUAGACCCGGACCAGUGGAGCCAGGAGACCCGUGAGGAGGAGCGCUUUGCACUGGAGAUCCUCCCUGAUGUUCUGGAGAAGCAUUAUGGGUAUAAACUCUUCAUUCCAGACAGGGACUUGAUCCCCACAGGAAGUUUCACCAAUGAUCAUUUCCAGGAUGACACACGACUACUUAGAGCCUACAUCGAGGACGUAGCGCGCUGCGUGGACCAGAGCAAGCGUCUCAUCAUUGUCAUGACGCCCAGCUAUGUCGUGCGGCGGGGGUGGAGCAUUUUUGAGCUGGAGACGCGGCUGCGCAACAUGCUGGUGACCGGCGAGAUCAAAGUCAUUCUGAUCGAGUGCGCCGAGCUGCGCGGCAUCAUGAACUACCAGGAAGUGGAGGCACUCAAACACACCAUCAAGAUGCUGACGGUCAUCAAGUGGCACGGGGCACCCAGCAACAAGCUCAACUCCAAGUUCUGGAAGCAGCUGCUCUACGAGAUGCCCUUCAAGCGCAUGGAGCCCCUGAGCAUCUCCCACGAGCAGGUGCUGGAUGUCAGCGAGCAGGGCCCCUUCAGCGAGCUCCAGACCGUCUCGGCCAUCUCCAUGGCAGCGGCCACCUCCACCGCCAUGGCGACGGCACACCCAGACUUGCGCUCCACCUUCCACAACUCUUGCCACACUCAGAUGAGGCAGAAACACUAUUACCGUAGCUACGACUACGACCUGCCACCCGGCGGCACGCUCCCACCGCUCUCCUCGCUAAGCAACCAGCACACCUACUGCAACAUCCCCAUGACGCUCAUCAACGGACAGCGGCCACAGUCCAAGUCGCCGCGCCAGCAGAGUCUGGAGGAGGCCCACGGCAACAACGCCAUGCUGCCGCUGCUGCCCAGAGAGACCAGCAUAUCCAGCGUCAUCUGGUGACAGACAUGGGGUCACUUGUGGCGGACUGUGGUUCUGUAUGAUGUCCAACUCUAGAAGGUCUCACCUCUGGCACUAAGACCCCGAAACACACCAGAGCCAGAGGAACCUGAUUGGCACUAAAGCCCCGUUUCCACCAAGUGGUGCAGUUUGGUUCAUUUUGGCACAUUAUGCAAUUAUUUGUGUUUCCAUCGUCAGCCGUUGCAAUGGGUACCAAAAUAACCGAUCCGUACUGUCCCAGGUUUUGGCACCCUUCUUGUGGGGUACCGAGCACAGUAGGGCUGUCACUUUUUCCAAAAAUCAAAGUACUACAAAGUUUUUAUUACUGUAAUACCAAUUGUUUUAUUAUUAUACACAUUACAGAAGGAUCAAAAAAAUCCUUGAAUGGGAAAUCACUGGUUUUCUGAGGGAUUUCUCUCUGCAGAGAGAGGAAUCUCCCGCAUCUCCAAGAUGCUGUCGCUGCUGUGGCCGCCUUUGCCAAAGUGUUCAAUUUGUAUUGGUCCCCAAACAUGAUCUCCAUCAAUCCUGGGCAGCAGCUUCCUUUCCCAUGAUAGGAUAGGAAACCUUAUAUGAGCCCUCUGCUGGAUUCUAAUUGGAGACUUUUCACGCCGGUCGUUACAGCUGGAAUUUGAACUUUUCAUCACACAUUGCAAAUAAUAGUGAAUUUGGAAUAAAAAGUGACAGCCCUAAAGCACAGUGGUAUGGCUCCUCAAGGGCAAAGCUUAGAGAAUAGCAUGUAAAGAUGGACGUAGCCAUUCAGUUGAAAAUCAACUUUCAUUUUUAGCCAACAUUUGUGAUGGGACCGGCGCCAUUUCAGAUUAGUCACCUAUUGGACAAUAUCAUUUGUACCGUGCUAAAUUUGCCUCUCAAUUUUGUAAAUAAUUUACAAAAUAGACAAAACAUGUUCAAUUGAAGAAGAGCUGAAACGAGAGGUAGAUUUCUUUUUGCGACCAGCGGAGUCGCCCCCUGGUGGCUAACUGACACUUGCGGCUACUUCCCGGAGGCUUUACUUUCCAGACCUGAAUGCUGUGUUCAUUUUUACAUACAGUCUAAGGUGGAGCUAGACACACUGCAGUCCUUUGAUUGGUCGACAGAGAGUCAUCGCUUCUGUGCGAUGGUAGGUGGAAACACAAAACCUAACAUCUUUAAACUAGCUUUAAACAAAGCUUUUCACAUGAUAAGAAGAAAGAGCACAGAGAUGCUGGAUGUCCUCUAUGGUUGACUAUUGUUUACUGUAUCAUGUUUUUCUUUGUGGAAUUUAUUGGCGGGCUACGCUGAGUCACGCUGGUAUGAGGUCGUUUAUGAAGCUCACCAUCAGGCCCACACAGCCCGCCCUGGAUACACUUGCCGGAUCAGGGUUUAACCGUUCCAAACCACACCGUGGCACGCUGAACUGAAUUGUUCCGCUUGGUGGAAAUGAGGCUUAAGCUACUUGCUGCUGUUUGAAUUUGAUCCAGGAAACAACAGGGGGAGGGAGGGGAGGGACAACAGGGUGUGAGGCACUCUGGACUCAUCGGCAAUGGACGUGGUGGCAGAUAUAUAUAUUUUUUUGCUUCAGUUUUGGUCUAAUAAUAGCUUUUAUUUAACCUGAACGACAAAAAAAAGAAGCAAGGAGAACUCUUUUGUAUGCCUGUAUAAACAUUUACGUAACACAAGCCAACAACUAUGAUACUUUACCCGGAGAGUCGAGGAAUACAGGGUCCUGUAUAUACGUUUUUCUAAUUCUUUGUAGCAUCAGUGUUUGGGACUUGUUUUUCUUUAUGUUUUAAUUUUCACUUUUAUUUCUUUUCGUUUUAGUUUGUACAAAAAGUGAAGCAAUGGCCUGUGAGAUGUGUUGGUUAAAAACUGUGUUACCUUUAUCUUAAUAUGUUGGCUGGUUUAGUUUAUAAAGCUUUUAGGUUUUUUUCAGGUGGGUUGGGGGGGGGCGGUGUUGAUAUGUCGCAGCUUCUGUGAGAUGACAAUGAGCUGGUUUGGAAAAUCUGAUCUGGACUUAACCUGAAUAUGCAAAACUUGGAGUCCAGGGAAAAGACGGGAAAAGAUGAGUUGUUUCCCAAACCAGUUGUUGCGGAAUGAUUUUCGAAAAGUCGUGUCUGUGAAGGCGGGAUAUGAAGAAUAUGGUGCUAGGCUUCACAUCUCUCAUGUUAACAUUUACUUAAAAAAAAACAAAACAAACAACCUUGUUAUUUACCUUAACAGAAGAUUAUAUCACUGAAACUUAGUUAUGUGUAUUAUUUUAUGAAAAAAAAGAAAAGUCUAUUUUUGUAACAGAGGGAUAUUUGCAUCGAAAAGUUAUAAAGACUGAGAAAGAACGAACUGAGGAGACGUAAUAAAAAGAAGAUUUUUUUUUGUUAAAUGGAAGUGCAUAGCUCAAGAAAAUCGAUCCGUUUUUCACUAAAUGUCUUAUCCUUACAUUGAAAGAGGGAAAAAAGUUUGUGUUUUUAUCAUUAAAAGCAGAGUUUUGCAACAAUGGACGGCAACUCGGCAGCUCAUUGAUUUUACUGUCAUUGCAGCGAUUCCCAGUUGAUUUGACUAUCGAUGAUGUCAGUGCAGACGGAGGAGAGGAAAAAAACAUAACAUCCACUUACUGUACCGAGGUUUUCCUCUGUAGGACCAAACAGGGCUGUCCAGGGCUAAACUGUUAUCUCUGUGUUUCAUUUCCUAAUUAACGACAGCUGCGUUGUUUGUGUUGCUAUGGUGUUUGCGCUCUGAGAAAAAUAAAAUAGGGCUCACACACGUGUCACUUUUGAACACUCGGCGUCAAAAAGGUUCGUUCCGCAAACAAGUCUUAAAAUACCUAACAACAGUUUCAAUAUUUAUCAAAUAUUUUAGAUGACGUAAUCAACUAUAUUUUUUGACAGACUGACCAAUAAUCAUCACUUUUAGAGAGAAAAUAUAUUAGAACUAAACUCUUUUGAAAUAAGAUGUAACUAAUGAUUAAGAGAGAGAGAAUGUAUUUAAAAAAAAAGAAAAGGAAAUUAAACCCUGGAGUAUAUUAAAAGUACACAAUAAGAAAAAGUUACUCAGACCAAAGCGAGCUACAGUGAAUCAUUCAUCUGCCACGCAACACCUAAUGUAUGUCAUAAUCAUUCAGUGCCAUAAAAUAUGCAAAUUAAAGUUAAAUUAGUAAACAAUAAAAACAACUUAUUUCCCUUUUCUACUUUUAGCUUCUUGCAAUUUUGUCUUUUUUUUUUUUUUUUUUUUUUUUUUUCUUUUUUUUUUUUUGCUUUUUGGAUAUUUCCGAGCAGGUCUGGUCACUUGAGGUCAUUCUGCGGAGUGAACGAUCUUCGCCCAGGCCUGUUUCUGAUCAGACACCACUCCACCCACUUCAAAAGUAAGAGGAGGCUUCAGAGCAGACGAGCGCCUCGUGCUCUUUGUGUAAAUAUAAUCGAGACAAUAAUGUGAUUUAAGAUGAAGACAAUCGAGCCAUAUUCAUGAAAGCGGCGGUCGUCGUUCACGAGGCCUCUCUGAGAAAAAAAAAAAAAAAGCCCCUGAGGUCACCGGGACAAAUCUUCAAGUUUGAUUUUUGCUUUGUGGAAACAAAUGUUUGCGUUUUCUAACAUGGGGCGAAUUCACGUUUUUGUUUCAUGAUGAAUUUCUGGCAAAGUGGCUUUGAUGGUGAAAAUGAUGAAUACAUAGCACAGAAUUAUUCCAGGCACUUUCAUGAAUCUGGAGACGUCUCUCCUGUUUCUGAUUUAUUUUCUAAUAUGUAUCUGCAAUGUUCAGUCAAAGAGAUACUGUUAUUAUUAAUAAAACCACAUGGUAGUGUGAUUUCUCUA
This is a messenger RNA of Solea senegalensis (Senegalese sole), 6358 nucleotides long. Its product is annotated as interleukin-1 receptor accessory protein-like 1. Gene Ontology annotation, biological process: negative regulation of exocytosis; signal transduction. Bases 438 to 2585 code for a protein of 715 amino acids. Lineage: Eukaryota; Metazoa; Chordata; Actinopteri; Pleuronectiformes; Soleidae. The transcript has 12 exons. The record is from RefSeq and is a predicted model, not a curated record. Gene Ontology annotation, molecular function: interleukin-1 receptor activity.